UGUCUCCGCAGUGCUGCCUGUCUACGAGGAGUGCGUUUGAUUGUUGCAGGGCUCAAUGGCGGACAUAGUAGGAUAGUCGCUUCAGCAGCGAGGACAAUAACAUCUCGACUCCCGUGAAUUCCUGGCGUGCCUCGGUCAGCCGCUGCGUGCCCUCCCCCUCCGGUGCACCGCUUGAAACGAGCUCUCUUGCGCUUUAACGUGAUAUACAAAGUCGCAGCAGCUAUUUUUCCUGCGCGUCUUCUCGCAUUGUUGAGUUCUCAAUCCCGAGCGAAGAAGUUACACUGUUCAUGGUGGCUCACUGAAAAGGCAGCUAGCUUGCGAGCAAACCAUGGGGGACUCUCUUGAAUUGAUAGGGAAGCGUCUGCUUUUGCUCCUCGACGACGACAGGUCCGCUAAUGGACCCGAGCCGGAGCAGGCUGCCUGGGCCCGGGACUGGCUCCGGGGGACGGUGCGAGCAGUCAGCGUCAUCGGCCUGGCCGCUCCGGAGGUUAGCGGAGGAGAGGCGACAACAACAACCACUGCUGCAGGGCUGACGGUAUUUGUAGAGUUUGAGAACGCUUCACAACGGUGUUCUUGGGUGCAAGUGUAUGACGAGGGGGUGAAAGCUGUCUUGGUGGAAGACUCCAUCGUUUGGGCCAACCGGAGUGAUAGUACUGGGACUACUGGAGCCCCAGCAUCAACCACAGCCUGGCCUGGUCUGGCCUUCCGCUCCCUAGUGGACAGAGUGGGUUUAGGAUCAUUGGUUCCAGUGGAAUAUUUUGGAAACAAAAAUUUUGAGUUCCUGCCUGAUAACAAAUCAGUCCAGAGAUUUGAGGUUGAUAAAGACAUAAGAAAUCCUUUGCUGCUGGAGCAGCCCACCCUGCAGGCUGCCAUCUCCAGCUGGCGUAGUGACUUUGAACUGCAGGAGAUCUUCAGGAAGGGUUCAUACACUAUUCAAGGACGCAGGGUUCGUGUGUACCAGCCAGAGUUUGAGGAGUGCUGGGCCUCAGGACUGGUUUCACAGCACGACCCUAUCUCGCACAUAAUGGAUAUUACCAUGGACAAGGGUGAAGAAAAUCAGAUGGUUGAUCCUCGUGUGAUACAUGUCAUGCUGGCAGAGGAGGAGCUUGGUAAGAAUGGGCGGCGAAGGAAGGACAGUGAAACGAUGAAGGGUGAUAGUGGUCGCAGACGUAGGACUGCCUCCGAAGGUGAGGAUGACAUGAACUUGAAACGUUUUAAAGGAGCAGGAGACUUGGGGGCUGAUGGACAAAACUGUGGCGAUACGAACAAAACGCCAGUGGAUGGGACAGUGAUGUGGGGUGGAGACUCUGGCGAAAGAGUCAGCAGCACAACCAAAAACGGAAGCUCUUCAGAAGGAACCUUUCCUCAGGGCAGAGUGUCAUCCCCCAACACCAAUUCCUCACUCCAGAUGGACCAAUCAAAUACUACUCCUCGUUAUCCUGUCCAUGUCAAAGAAAACGGUCGCUCAAUCCCCACACAAGGGGCAGCGGACUCCACCACUGCCGUUACUCAUACCCCUACCCCUCCUCCCCUCAAACCAGCCCCCUCUCCCUUCUCCACCACAUCUUUUCCCUCACUAGGCCAGAUGCCAAGCCUGGUCCCCGGAGCUCCAGCCCCCAAGGUCUCCCCAUCCCCCCAGCCAGACAGAGAAGAGGCCUCCCAGUCGGCUUACUCCAAAACAGCUGCUCUUGUUUCCCCGGGGCCUGUCACCAUUUCUUGGUCUUCACAUGACAGUGGCCCUAGUGUGGCACUUUCUGCUUCUGUGGGUUUUAGUCCUAAGGCUCCUACCUGGGGAAGCCAGACUGAGGGCUCUAAGACUGCAUCUGGUUUUCGUUUGCCCCAGGCUGUGCCCACUGCUCCUGUAUUUGGAGAUGUUACCUCUCAGACCAAUGGAGCUCCUACCACUACUACAACCCCCCAGGACACUCCAAGGCCCUUUGGCUUCGGCUUUGGUGGCGCAAAGAGUGAGCCCCAAUCCCAGCAAGACCAAAACUUGUUUUUCCAGUGCAUGACCCAGAAUUCUGGCUCCAUCCCAACCCUUGCUGCUGGUCAGACCCAGUCCAAGGACACUAAUUACUUCACCACAGUGUCUGAGAGCCUGAGUAAAGAGCCCCCAAGCCUUUUCAAGUCUGCAACCCCCGCUGAAGGGCUGAAAAAGCCUGAGCAGCCAAAAGUGCCUGAGGCCCAUCCAACGGGAAAUGGUGUGCUCAACAAGUCGUCAUCAGCCUUCCAGGGCAUGGGUGGCUCUGCAGGAGGAAGAGGCUCUGGUCUAAGUAUUGGUGGUCUGGCAGCAACGUCUGGAGCCCAAAGUACUUCUAAGAAGAGCAGUAAUAAUGGAACGUCUGCAGGAGGCUUAGGGCUGCAAUCUGGCUUUAACACUUCAGAUAGCCACCAGAACCUUUUUCUGCAGGCCUCCAAAGAGCCCGCUAAUCCAUUUCUGGCAUAUGGGGACAAAGCUUCCCACACAUCUUUUGCUGGCCUCUCUGGGACCGAGCCACAGGCCCUUGGUUCUGCCUCAGACAGCAAGCCAAACCUAUUCACUAUGGCAGAGCCGCCGAAGGGGAUUCUGUCCUCUCCUUUCCCAGCAAUCGCAGCAGCUGCUUCACCUAGCUCUUCCUCCUCUCCAGCACCAGCCUCAUCUCAGAGGUCACAUACUGAAGGGACUGUGACAAAGGAGGAGCAGGAGGUUGGGGAGAUGCCUACAUCCACCUCAGGCUCCUCUAUGUUUGGAGGCGCUGGCCCUGAUGGAAUGGAUGAGGUACCUGUGUCCUUUGACCAGAGCCAGACUCAGAAGUUUACCUUGGAAGAAAGAGGCCAAUCAUCCAAACGGGACUCAGACUCUAGCAGUAACAGUGACUUGUCAGACCUGAGCGAGAAUGAGGAAGGUCUGGAGAAAGGCCAAGUUCCAGGAGGACCACCACACCCUGCCAAGGAUGGGGCCUUGCUGCAGAAAACUAAAGUCCAAGGGGCUGCUAAGAGCCGUCCGCGUAACAAGCCUUUCAAAGUGGGCCAGUCUGUACUAAAAGAUCAGAGUAAGGUGCGUCGUCUGAAACAGUCUGGUGAGUCCUUCCUCCAGGAUGGCUCCUGCAUCAAUGUGGCCCCUCACUUGCACAAGUGUCGUGAGUGCCGUCUGGAGCGUUACCGUAAAUAUCGCAAUACAGACGAAGACAGCGAUGAUGACGAUGACCCAAAUGUGGCCUGUCGCUUCUUCCACUUCAGAAGGUUGGCUUUUACUCGUAAAGGUGUAUUGCGUGUGGAAGGCUUCCUGAGCCCCCAGCAGAGCGAUUCAAUGGCCAUGGGUCUGUGGCUACCUGCACCAGCUGUCCAGGAGGGUCUUGAUCUGGAUACAUCCAAGUACAUCCUGGCCAAUGUGGGAGACCAGUUCUGUCAGUUGGUCAUGUCUGAGAAGGAGGCCAUGAUGAUGGUGGAACCUCACCAGAAAGUGGCGUGGAAACGUGCUGUACGAGGUGUUAGGGAGAUGUGUGACGUGUGUGAGACUACCCUGUUCAACAUCCACUGGGUGUGUCGCAAGUGUGGCUUUGGAGUGUGUCUGGACUGCUAUCGACUUCGCAGGAACAGGCCAAGGGAGGAUGUAGAUGAAGGUCCAGAGGAUGAGGUUUUCUCUUGGUUGAAGUGUGCCAAAGGUCAACCUCAUGAGCCACAGAACCUCAUGCCUACACAGAUCAUACCUGGGACAGCUCUUUACAACAUAGGUGAUAUGGUGCACUCAGCAAGAGGCAAGUGGGGUAUUAAGGCCAAUUGUCCCUGUGCCAGUCGACACACCAAGCCUCUAGUGCGCCCUAGUGCCCCCAAUGGUAUUUCACAGCAGUCUACAACAAGCAGUGGUAGCGGCCUCGGACCUGCAGCUUCUGGUAUUGGCAACACUCCAAAAUCAGAAGGAGAAACAUCAGCGAUCAAAACAGAAACUACACAAACAGCAGCAGCAUCAGACAGUGGGGGCGGGGAAAUUGUGGGCAGUACUAGUAACUCCACCAGUGGUACAUCUUCCCCUUGUAACCUCACCCAGUCCUCUGUCAAGGAGUCACGCUCAUCAGGAGAGGGCAACAGCUCCGCUCUGCACUGGCUGGCAGACUUGGCCACACAGAAAGCCAAGGAUGACACCAAGGAAUCUGGUUCACUGCGCUCCAUGAUGAGUCGAGACAGUCGGCCUCCUUUUGGCCUGGACUCACUCGGUGCCCUGUCAAAGCCUUCUGCUUCCAGCCCUAAGCUAUUUAACAGCCUUUUACUGGGCUCCAGCAUGGCUCAGUCCAAACCUGAGGGGUCCAGUCUCCGGGACCUGCUCAACUCUGGACCGGGCAAGCUUCCCCAGGGCCCUGGAGAGAGUGGGGUACCAUUCCCUUCCGUCUUUACCUCAGCAGGCAGUGACAAGCUGAAGAGCAGCCUUCCAAACUUCCUGGAUCACAUCAUCGCCUCGGUUGUGGAGACCAAGAAGGCAGAAGGCAGACGGACUGGAACCUCUGAGGGGGGCGAGCUUGGUGUUUUGGGGGGCCGCAAAGACGGAGUAAUGGGCCUAAGUGUUUUGGAACCACAUACCUCACACUCCUGGCUCUGUGACGGACGACUCCUUUGCCUACAGGAUCCCAGCAACAGCAACAACUGGAAGAUCUUCAGAGAGUGUUGGAAGCAGGGACAACCUGUAUUGGUGUCAGGGAUACAUAAACGCCUGAAAUCUAACUUGUGGCGGCCUGAGGCCUUCAGUCAGGAGUUUGGAGACCAGGAUGUAGACCUGGUCAACUGUAGAAACUGUGCCAUCAUCUCUGAUGUGAAGGUGCGAGACUUCUGGGACGGCUUCCAGGUCAUCUCAAAGCGACUGCAAGAUAGUGAGGGUCAGCCAAUGGUGUUGAAAUUAAAGGAUUGGCCUCCUGGAGAAGACUUCAGGGACAUGAUGCCCACACGGUUUGAUGAUUUGAUGGAUAACCUCCCGUUGCCCGAGUACACAAAAAGAGAUGGCCGCCUAAACCUUGCUGCCCGUCUGCCCAACUUUUUUGUGCGUCCUGACCUAGGACCCAAGAUGUACAAUGCCUAUGGCUUGACUUCGUCUGAAGACAGGAAGGUGGGCACCACUAACCUCCAUCUCGAUGUGUCUGAUGCUGUCAAUGUCAUGGUCUAUGUAGGCAUACCUCAAGGAGAUGGAGACCAGGAGCAAGAGGCAGAUAUCUCUGGACGCAAAGAGGUCAUGACCACUAUUGAGGAGGGUGAUGUGGAUGAAAUGACGAAGAGGAGGGUGUACGAGGGAAAAGAGAAACCUGGAGCUCUCUGGCACAUCUACGCUGCCAAGGAUGCUGAGAAGAUCAGAGAACUGCUCCGCAAGGUGGGGGAGGAGCAGGGCCAAGAGAAUCCUCCAGACCACGAUCCCAUUCAUGACCAGAGCUGGUACUUGGACCAGGCGCUCCGCCGCAGGCUCUAUGAUGAAUAUGGAGUCCAGGGCUGGGCCAUUGUACAGUUCUUAGGAGACGCUGUCUUUAUCCCCGCUGGAGCCCCACACCAGGUGCACAACCUGUACAGCUGUAUCAAGGUGGCUGAGGACUUUGUGUCUCCUGAGCACGUGAGGCACUGUUUCAGACUGACUCAGGAGUUCAGACACCUGUCUACUACUCAUACAAACCACGAAGACAAGCUACAGGUGAAGAACAUCAUCUAUCACGCAGUGAAGGACGCUGUUGGCACACUGAAGGCCCAUGAACCGAAACUAGCACGCCCUUAGUUUCUCUCACUUAGCGCUGUCCCAAGACAACCAGCCUCUCAAGACCACUCCUCUAUGUACACACACAGUAUACAUUACAUACCUACAUACACAUGUACAAUCUGAAAAGUGCAGAGUACAAAGAUAGAGUGUAGGUUUUUUUGGGGGGCAGUGACGGUCUGGGUUUAGGGAAAGGGCACAUUUUGGUUUGGGGAGGGAUUAGAAAGGGUGUGGGGCUAGUCGGCGCUUCGAUGAAGGAAGUCCUUUAUCGCUGUUACACAGUACGCUCAAACUUGUCUAGUUGUUUUUCAAUUUUUUUUUUUUUUUGAUUAACUCUGUAUUUAAGGUCAGUGUGUUUGUUCUGUUGUUCUCAUUGUAUAUGUAAGAUGUGAGAGUAAGGGAGGUAAAAGCUGACGUGCCUUUAGAGCAGAAGUUCAGCUACCAUAUAAGCGACUGACAAAAUGUGAGUACCAGGCUAACUUUCCUAUUUUGAUGACGUUGAUAUUAUUUUUCUUCAAUAGGAGCGAGGUUAACCUGUUGCAGUUUUUAAACCGCUGAUUGCUUCUGCCCUCUGUGGCUGGAGUGAAUUUGCGAAGCAGCCAGUGAAGGGAAGCAGACCAAAGUUUUGUAUUUUUAGUUUUCUUAUUUCACUUUUAGAGUAAGAAGUCUUUUCUUUUUAUGAACCAGAAGGUAAUGAGCAGGAGGACUUCAAAGAGGGCAGAUUUGUUUUUGUUUUUUUUUGUUUGUUUGUUUGUUUUCUUUUGGUCAUGGGUUUGGUCACCUAUAUUUGUCCCAUGGGCUGAAUUAAUUGCAGACUUCCAACAACAUUGUUCAAGAAUCACAUUUGCAGCUGAACAGAACUACUGGCCAUUAACAUUGUAUCAAUAUAUAUAUUGAUCUUAGCAGUCUGUUUGAUUUUUCACAAUAAAGUUUACAAAAACUA
Messenger RNA from Thunnus maccoyii (southern bluefin tuna), 6647 nucleotides. RefSeq names its product lysine (K)-specific demethylase 3B (gene kdm3b). Gene Ontology annotation, molecular function: transcription coregulator activity; chromatin DNA binding; histone H3K9 demethylase activity. Bases 329 to 5725 code for a protein of 1798 amino acids. The transcript has 25 exons. Gene Ontology annotation, cellular component: histone deacetylase complex; chromatin. The record is from RefSeq and is a predicted model, not a curated record. Gene Ontology annotation, biological process: regulation of transcription by RNA polymerase II. NCBI's taxonomy places the organism in Eukaryota, Metazoa, Chordata, Actinopteri, Scombriformes, Scombridae.